Molecule: messenger RNA, 1144 nt
Organism: Strongylocentrotus purpuratus (purple sea urchin)
Lineage: Eukaryota; Metazoa; Echinodermata; Echinoidea; Camarodonta; Strongylocentrotidae
Product: cationic amino acid transporter 4-like
Exons: 3
Coding region: 203-1144 (313 amino acids)
Biological process (GO): amino acid transport; transmembrane transport
Cellular component (GO): plasma membrane
Molecular function (GO): amino acid transmembrane transporter activity
Source: RefSeq, a predicted model, not a curated record
UAAUAUCACCGGCAAGACAUACAAGCAGAACGUUAGGGGAAGUACGAAAGGAUUCAAGUUCGACUUUGCUUGCCAAAAGAUGUGGAGUUAAAGUUGGUCCGAUGCUGAUAAGCGUAUCUUCAGAGCAACUCACAAUUUUACAGGUGGGGAAAUGCCUGAGCCUCUACAUAAGACUACAUAAGACAUACGAGCUGUAAAAGAAAUGGCGUCAAAUAAUAGCAGACAAUUUCUCGCCAAUUUGACGCGCACGAAGAAGAUACCGACGAAUGGGGAGAUACGUGAGUCUCAAUUGCGGCAGAAGCUGAACACCUUCGACCUAACACUUCUCGGGAUAGGCGGCAUGGUUGGUCCAGGACUGUACGUCGUCGCUGGCGUAGUCGCCAAGGACACAGCCGGUCCUGCCAUACUGGUGUCCUAUCUUCUUGCAGGGGUUGUAGCCCUUCUUGCGGCCAUGUGCUAUGCAGAAUUUGCGGGAAAGAUCCAUCGGACGGGUUCCGCUUAUACGUUCACGUACGUUGCUCUUGGCGAGGUGUGGGCUUUCUUCAUCGGCUGGAACUUGGUGCUCGAAUACGUUGUAGGUUCUGCUUCGGUUGGUCGCGGAAUGAGUGGAUACGUGGACAACAUGUGCGACAAUGCCAUUUCCAAUUUCACCAUCGAGCACAUUAUGGGUGGACAACUGUGGCAAGCUCCGAAUAUUGCUCAGUACCCUGACCUCCUCGCAGUUGCAAUUGAAAUUUUUACUGGUGUUUUUGUACUACUAGGUGUGUCCGUUUCAUCGUGGGUGAAUAUCAUUUUUCUCUCUAUCAACAUGCUGGUUGUACUACUCAUCUUUGGUUUAGGGAUCCGCUUAGCAGACUUCUCGAAUUGGACAGAUGGCGGUGGCUUUGCUCCAUUUGGAAUAGAAGGUAUCAUAGCGGGCGCUGCAACUGUCUUUUACUCCUUUGUAGGUUUUGAUACGAUAGCCAUCUGUAACGAGGAGGCAACAAACCCAAAGCGAAGCAUUCCCGUGUCCACUUUCAUUGCUGUGAUGGUCACCAUCAUCAUGAACGUCAUGGCUACGGCAUCACUGACCUUGAUGGUUCCAUAUAGCGACAUCGAUGUCAAUGCGGCGUUUCCAAGUGCUCUGUGGCCUUUGGCGCCAUAA